UCAACAAUCUCCACAUUCUUUCAUUGAGAAAGAAGAUUAGAUUUAUUCGUUUAUUUAUUUUGCAAGAAGAGAAAGCAAAAUAUUUCGUUUCAUUCUUUCGUAUUUGAAAACUGUUUUUUUUUGCUGUUAAAAUUCAUAUUUGAAAACCUAAUCAGCUUAAUUCGAUAUUAAUCACAAAAGACUUCAAAUUGAUUUAGAGGGGUUCACCAAAAUAUAAAAGAACUUAUAAAUUCUUUAUAACAAUGACGCAAAGGAAGAACAUGUACUCGAAGAAAAACUCUUUCGGCCGAUCUGAUUUUCCUGAGGGUUUCCUCUUUGGUACGGCUUCAUCGGCUUACCAAUAUGAAGGAGCCAUAAACGAAGCUCCUCGAGGAGAGAGUGUUUGGGACACAUUUGUUCGCAAAUAUCCAGAGAGAAAUUGCUACUCUAACGCAGAUCAAGCAAUCGAGUUCUAUAAGCAUUACAAAGAAGAUAUCCAAAGAAUGAAGGAUAUUAACAUGGAUGCUUUCAGAUUCUCUAUCUCUUGGCCUCGGAUUUUUCCUCUUGGAAAGAAAAGCAAAGGAGUGAACAAAGAAGGAAUCAAAUUCUAUAACGAUCUCAUCGAUGAACUCCUCGCUAACGGAAUAACACCUCUCGCCACUUUAUUUCAUUGGGAUACUCCUCAAGCACUUGAGGAUGAAUACAAUGGAUUUUUAAGCGAAGAAGCUGUUGAUGACUUCAAAGAUUUUGCAGCCUUAUGUUUCGAAGAGUUUGGCGACCGUGUAAAAUUGUGGGUCACACUAAACGAACCAUGGGUGUAUAGUAUUGGUGGUUAUGACACGGGAAGAAAAGCCCCCGGACGUGCCUCCAAAUACAUGAACGAAGCAGCCGUGGCCGGAGAAUCUGGUCUCGAGGUUUACACUGUUAGUCACAAUCUACUUCUGGCUCACGCCGAAGCCGUUGAAGUCUUCAGGAACAAUCCCAAAUGUAAAGAUGGCAAGAUCGGUAUCGCUCAUUGUCCCGUAUGGUUCGAACCUUAUGACUCGAACUGCCCUAAAGAUAAAGAAGCAUGCGAACGAGCUAUGGAGUUUAUGUUUGGCUGGCACAUGGAUCCUACGGUGUAUGGAGAUUACCCUGAAGUCAUGAAAAAAUCGAUCGGAAAAAGAUUACCAUCAUUUACCGCAGCACAAUCCAAGAAGCUUAUAGGAUCUUUUGAUUUCGUUGGGGUGAAUUAUUACAGUGCUUUCUACGUCAAAAAUAUUGAUGAAGUGAACCAUGACACUCCCAAUUGGAGAUCAGACGCACGCAUCGAAUGGAGAAAACAAAACAAAGCAGGACAGACAUUAGGUGUAAGAGGUGGUUCAGAAUGGGACUUUCUAUAUCCACAAGGACUUAGAAAGUUUCUUAACUAUGGCAAGAAUAAAUAUGAAAGCCCGAAAUUUAUGAUCACUGAAAACGGACACUGUGAUAUAGAUUACGAGAAAAAGCCGAAACUUUCUAACUUGAUGGAUCUCCAAAGGACAGAGUACCACAAGAAACAUCUCCAAAGCAUCCAACAAGCCAUCCAGGAGGAUGGCGUUGUAGUUGAAGGAUACUUUGCUUGGUCGUUACUAGACAAUUGUGAAUGGAACGCCGGUUAUGGAGUCCGAUACGGACUAUUCUACGUCGAUUACAACAACGGGCUAAAACGAUUCCCGAAAAUGUCAGCGAUGUGGUUCAAAGAGUUCUUGAAGAGAGAAGAAGAAAUUGAAGAUUCAGAAGAAGAGUACGUGUUGAAGUCAACAAUGAACAAAAAGAGAUUUUUAUUAGCAACUGGUUCAGCAGCUUCUUGUUUUAUUCCUAAGAUGUCUGAAUCUUCUAAAGCCCUCGAACUAUUUUUCUAGAUUUUGUUUUUUUUUUUAAUUUGAUUUGUCAAAAAGCUUUGAAGCAAAGCAAAGUAUCUUCAAUAAAGAGGGCUUAAGAGUGCUUUGCGGCGUUAAAGUUUCAUCCA
Arabidopsis lyrata subsp. lyrata is the source of this 1969-nucleotide messenger RNA. RefSeq names its product beta-glucosidase 27. Gene Ontology annotation, biological process: carbohydrate metabolic process. Bases 243 to 1862 code for a protein of 539 amino acids. NCBI's taxonomy places the organism in Eukaryota, Viridiplantae, Streptophyta, Magnoliopsida, Brassicales, Brassicaceae. The transcript has 12 exons. The record is from RefSeq and is a predicted model, not a curated record. Gene Ontology annotation, molecular function: beta-glucosidase activity.